AUAAGUGUGAUCCAGAGUCGGGAAUCUUUAUCGAGCAAUUCAUUUGCCGAGUUAACUUACUGACAAAUACAAGUUUUUAAUGAUGAACGCAAUGAUGAAUGGAGUGGUCGUUUUUCUUAUGGUAGUGGUUGUUGCCAAGGCUCAAGUACCACUUCCGGGAUCGUGUCCUGAUGUCCAAACCCAGCCCGACUUUGAUUUAAAUCAGUUUUUAGGAUUAUGGUUUGAGUCUGAACGUUAUUUUGCCGGGCCCGAAGUUUUAGGAAAAUGUGUGACCGCGGAAUAUAGUCUUGGAGAUAAUGGGACCGUAUCUAUCCUUAAUAGUCAAAUAAAUAAAAUCACUGGCACUCCUACAAGCAUAGCAGGUUAUGGUACAGCUUCAAAGGAUGAUCCGGCCAAAUUGUCUAUCGUCUUUCCAUCUUUACCAGUGAAAAUCCAAGCCCCCUACUGGAUAUUGGAUACGGAUUAUAAAAAUUAUGUUGUUGUAUGGUCUUGCAAUGACUUUUUGUUAUUUAACACAAAUAAUGCCUGGAUUUUAACAAGAUCUAAUAAUCCGACCGAAGCAAUUUUACAAAAGGCUUACUCCGCACUGGAAAAAAAUGGUAUUAGCACGAAAUAUUUGAUAAAAACUGAUCAAACAAAUUGUCCCUCAAAUUAAUUCAGCCAGUUUUUAAAUUUAUUUAUUAGGUAAACACUGUUUUAGCAUAAUUUAUAAAGAAUGUGAAACUGUGAACCCAGGGAAUAAGUAAAAAUACCUACAUGGUUAAAUAUAUUUGACUUUAAGUCUAAAUAAUAAUAAUCAAUUUUAACUAUUAUUAUUUUGCAGAGAAUAAAAUAAUUUAAAAACAUUGAA
Brassicogethes aeneus is the source of this 850-nucleotide messenger RNA. The record is from the annotation of a GenBank genome assembly. Lineage: Eukaryota; Metazoa; Arthropoda; Insecta; Coleoptera; Nitidulidae.